AUGAACAAUUUGUUUCUUUUGUUCCUGUCCAAGAAUUUUCUGGCCCUGAAUCUUAAAAUCAGGGGAAACAUGUAUCCCAAAGUGAAGGUGAGGGUACAGAGGGAAGAAGAUGAUGAUGAUCAAUAUGGUUAUGAGAAGAGUUCUUUGGAGUCCUUGAAAGCUUUUGAAUGGCUCUCUCUCCACCAUUCCUCUUCUUCAGAUGAGUCCCCAGUAUCAGUUGUGAGAGUUCCUCGAGCAUACGCUCCGAAAUCACCAGCUCCUGGUUUUCUUUCAUCCAAAGAUACAAAGGAAAAGAAGGCAGUUGUUGAGGGGAACUGGAAGAGUGCUAGGCCAGCAUCAGCCCCACGGCCACGAGCUGUCUUGUCAAGUCCCGAUAAUGACGGGCUCAUCGGUAGCAAAACACUAGCAAGAGGAAAGCAAUUUUCCGGUCUGAAAAAUCGGCCUGCGAGCCAAAACAGACACAGCCAGUGUAAGAACUUUCUGAAAUCUUCAAAUUUUGAAGGCGGCUUUACAUUCACCGCACAAGGAUAUCACAAAGAAUCAGCUGAGCCCAACAAUAGUCUUCGUACGAAAGGCAGAACAGCAGUACAUCGGAAAAAGAUAAACCACCAGUCACCAUAA
Molecule: messenger RNA, 621 nt
Organism: Striga hermonthica
Lineage: Eukaryota; Viridiplantae; Streptophyta; Magnoliopsida; Lamiales; Orobanchaceae
Source: the annotation of a GenBank genome assembly